UCAGCUCAAACGUCAAUGUCAAACACCGCAAGUUUUGUUUACGUUUCAGUUUCCAAUUAUUCCUUAAUAAAGGCGACUAUUUCCUAAAUACCUUGACAUACUGACGCGUAAUUAAAUUGUGGCAUCAAUACAUAGUUGUAAAAUAAACUAUCUAAUAAAAUGGAGAACUUGAAAAACAUUUGGAAACCGGAAUUAUAUCGAAUACAGAUGGAGGCUCCGAAACCUAAACGUGUGGUUUGCGAUAAUUUAGAGGACAGACCAGAGUUUUACGGUCGCGAGUAUCAUGGUGUAAUGAGUCAUAAGGAAGCGACAGCAAUUCUCGAAAAUGAACCGAAUGGCGCCUUUCUAAUUAGGAAAGGAAGUCAAAAUAAUGAUUUCUAUACGUUAACUUUAAAAUUUGAUGACAAGAUCCAUCAUUACAAGCUAUAUUAUGAUGGUUCACAUUACAUUGGUACGAAACAUUAUGAGACCAUCUAUGACUUGGUGGCGGACGGGCUAGUCACAUGUCACAUGGAACUGAAGGCUCACCACAUUGUUGAAAUGAUCAACUCACGAGCGAGCUACCCAGAGAGUCCAUAUGUUACUCUAAACAGACGCAAACUUAACACUUUAUCAAGAAUGCAACAGACAUCGAACAACUCGAGCCCAAUUAUAAUAAAUACUGAAAGCAAAGUUAUUACUGAAACAGACGGCCUGAAGAAACCUCCGUUUGAUCUCACACCAUCAAUAGAAGACAAUCCAUUAGUAAUGAAGUACUCGAAGUCACAUACAUUUAAAGUACACACAUUCAAAGGUUUGAAUUGGUGUGAGCUUUGUGCUAAUUUCCUAUGGGGGUUCACUGCUCAAGGUGUCAAAUGUGAAGACUGCGGCUUCAUAGCACACUCAAAAUGUUCAGAACGGGUACCAAAUCACUGUGUGCCAGACUUAAAAAAGUUGCGUGGUGUCUUUGGUAUAGACCUGACUACAUUACUGAACGCCCACUCUAGUACGUUGCCAUUCGUCGUGAAGAAAUGUGUGAAUGAGAUAGAAGAUAGAGGCAUGGAUUCUGAGGGGAUAUACAGGGUGUCGGGUUUUGCUGAUGAAAUUGAAGCUUUGAAGCUGGCUUUUGAUCGAGAUGGCGAGGCAGCAGAUUUAAGUGUGUACAGUAACAUCAACGUGGUAGCUGGUACAUUAAAGCUCUACCUACGACUUCUGCCUGUACCGUUAAUCACGUAUGAAGUGCAUCCCAAACUUGUUCAAGCUAUACAGAUGAAAACGCAAGCGCAGCAGAUUACCUCCCUCCGGGAGUGUUUGGACUCCCUCCCGCCCGCACAUUUCAACUGUCUGCAGUACAUGGUCCAACAUUUACACAGAGUAUCCCAACUAGCGGACGUGAACAAAAUGAGUGCCCACAACCUGAGCACAGUAUUCGCCCCUACACUGGUGGCCACACCGCCCGCCAUCACAGACUUAGCGUUCGAGAUCCGCGCUCUACAAAUCUUAAUAGAACACUGUCCACAAAUAUAUUACGGUAACAAGUGAUU
This is a messenger RNA of Spodoptera exigua (beet armyworm), 1523 nucleotides long. The record is from the annotation of a GenBank genome assembly. NCBI's taxonomy places the organism in Eukaryota, Metazoa, Arthropoda, Insecta, Lepidoptera, Noctuidae.